AUGAUAACGAGGCUCUACAACACCGAAGAGGAUCCCGCCUACUGCUCGUUCAUCUGGGGCUCGAAUCUCACCAGCAGCGCCGAUGUCCUGGCUGCCAAUGCCACGUCCGUCUUCAGCAGCGACCUGAGGGACGACUUCUAUCGGGAUGUGGAGGAUCCGCGGACGGAAUCGCUGAGGGAAUACUGCUAUGGCCUGGUGCUGCCCAUCAUCUGCGCCAUGGGCAUCAUAGGCAACGUGCUCAACCUGAUUGUGCUCACCAGGCGCAACAUGCGUGGCACCGCCUACAUUUACAUGAGGGCUUACUCCACCGCCGCCCUGCUGGCCAUCGUGUUCGCCAUCCCCUUCGGCAUCCGCAUGCUGGUCCACAAGGAUCGAGGCCAGUGGGAGGAGUUCGGCCCCGCCUUCUACACCGCCCACUUGGAGCUUUAUCUGGGCAACGGCUGUUUGGGUGUUGGCGUAAUGAUGUUACUAGUCCUGACCAUCGAACGCUACGUGUCCGUGUGCCAUCCGGGAUUCGCGCGCCCAGUGAUGGGACCACCUGGCGUUGUGGUAUUCCUCACCUGCUUGGCCACGGUGAUCGUCUAUCUACCGAGCAUCUUUCGCGGCGAGCUGAUCAAGUGCAUCCUGGGCACGAGUGACGUGUACGUGUACUUGCGACGCGACAACACCAUCUACCAGCAGACCAUCUUCUAUCGCGUCUACAAGAUCAUGCUGGAGGUGAUCUUCAAGCUGGUGCCCACGCUGGUCAUCGGUGGCCUCAACAUGCGCAUCAUGAUGGUCUAUCGGCGGACCUGCGAGCGCCGCCGCCAAAUGGUGCUCAGUCGUCCGCAUGUCCACGGACAUGGCCAUGGACAUGGACAUGGACACGGCUAUUUGAAGGAUGAGGAUCCGCGUAAGUUUGCGGAGGAGCGGCGCCUGUUCCUGCUGCUCGGCAGCACAUCGAUAUUGUUCCUGGUCUGCGUCUCGCCGAUGGCCAUACUCCACAUGACGAUCGCCUCGGAGGUGUAUCCGAGCUUCCCCUUCCAGGUGUUCCGCGCCAGUGCCAAUCUGCUGGAGCUGAUCAACUACUCGCUCACGUUCUACAUCUACUGCCUGUUCAGCGAGGACUUCCGCAACACACUGGUGCGGACCAUCAAGUGGCCGUGGCUGAAGGGCAAGUUCUGCCACCAGGCCGAGCACGAGGUGAGUGCCAGUCCACCGGCCACAGCCGGAACCGUAGCGAUAGCCGGAACCGGAACUGCAACCGGCACUGGCAACGUAUCUAAUUUUCAUCCGGCAAUACCGGCGCUGACUCUCACCCCCGCAGAACCAGAGGACCGGCCCCGGUGUGCCAAUGGCGUGCUUCACUAAGGUGGACGGGGGCCAUCACAAGCACCACAUAACCACCACCUCGGGCCUGGGACGAUCGAGUAGCAUUUAGCCAAUGUCCACUAUCCAACAACAACUCCACCACCUCCACCCAUCCGCUACUCGAUAUCCGAGCUCCGUUCUCCGAGUACCCAGAACUCCCAGCCCAGAGUAACCCCACCACCAUCCAAGUCCAACAACAACAACACCACCACCAUCACAACCACCUCCACUUCCCCCCAGGUCGUCGAGUUUGGAGGGCCCCUUUCUCUCGCUUGAGAUCCUGCGGCAUUCGAAAGUGUUCAAGUAUCGAUAAGCGAAAAAAACGAUAUACGAUUAACGAUUUACGAUUAACAAUUUACGAUUAACGAUUUACGAUUAACGAUUAACGAUUUACGAUUUACGAUUAACGAUAAUUGAUAUCCAGCGCCACGCAUUGCGUAUAUAAGUGUCUGUGUAUGUGUGUGUUCCUGAAUCAUAUAUAUAUUUAAAUAUAUGGAUAACAAUUUUUUUUUGUAGCACUAGGAUUAGGCAUUUAAAACCCAAACUUAAUCACAAACGCAUCGGUAAUCGUCGAAAUAAAUACUAUCGAUAGGUAAAACCAGUUCGACUUUCGAUCAACACUUGCGCGCCAAACGACUUCAUCACAUACUAGGACAGCUUGCGGAAUGUGUAUGUCGCAGGAUCGAGAUCCUUGAACCGAACGUAUAGAUGCAGAUAUGAUAGUUUCGUCAACGGAUAGAUUGCUUGCCACACUGACAACAAAAGAGCUCGUAUACUCUAGUUUAAGAUGCAUUAUGCAGACAGGAACAGGAACAGAAACAGAAACAGGAGCAGAAACAGGAACAGGAACAGGAACAGGACAACAACAGACGGACAGGUGAGACGGAACGACAGCGAGAGAGAAGGAGAGAGCUAGACGAUUAUGAUAUACAGACAUACAAUACUUAUAUACACACUUGCAUACAUCUAUAUGUGAACGAUAUUUAUGUAAACGACGUAUUUAUGUAUACACGCGCGUAACUUUAAGCGAAUAUAUUUAUAUAUGCAUAUAUGUAUCUAUUGAUUAUAGCAUUUAAGUGCUCGCAAGUGGAAUCCUGAUUCCGAUCCCGGUCACCCCAGAUAUAGAUUCAGAUCGAUGGUGUAUAUCUGAGCCCUUUCGUCUGACGAAACUGUAUUGAAUUGUUGCGCGAAUUGAGAUUGAAUUGUUAAUUUUAUAGUUCGAGGUCUAAGUUAUCUAGUUAACUAGUACAAUUCCCC
Molecule: messenger RNA, 2607 nt
Organism: Drosophila teissieri
Lineage: Eukaryota; Metazoa; Arthropoda; Insecta; Diptera; Drosophilidae
Product: probable G-protein coupled receptor B0563.6
Exons: 6
Coding region: 1-1350 (449 amino acids)
Biological process (GO): G protein-coupled receptor signaling pathway
Cellular component (GO): membrane
Molecular function (GO): G protein-coupled receptor activity
Source: RefSeq, a predicted model, not a curated record